Chlamydomonas reinhardtii is the source of this 3636-nucleotide messenger RNA. RefSeq lists its product as uncharacterized. Gene Ontology annotation, molecular function: glycosyltransferase activity. The record is from RefSeq and is a predicted model, not a curated record. The coding region runs from base 192 to 1853 and encodes 553 amino acids. The transcript is spliced from 12 exons. Lineage: Eukaryota; Viridiplantae; Chlorophyta; Chlorophyceae; Chlamydomonadales; Chlamydomonadaceae.
CUAGGGUUUGCGCCAGAGAACAAGUGAGCCAUAUGUGAUUUUGUGCGUGACCAAAGGCUGGUCUACGUGCGCAAUUGAGCUGCGUACAUUGAAGGCCACGCGCGGCGCCGGCGAAGCCCGACGCAAGCUGUGAUACCGGAAUAUCAGUAUCAGCGCGUCGAUGCGCUACUUUUAGAGGGCCAAGAGCGACAAUGAACACACACCUCAACUCUUCGCUGUCCAAUGGCGCGUCGACCGGCGGGUCCUCGAGGGCAUUGAUCGCAGGCCGAAUGGUAGCCCCGGCGACGCGGUCAGUAGCUGCCGCGCAGCCCCGCUGCGCCGGCCCUUCGCUGCCGCUGCCCGCCUCGCUGCUGGGCUCGCGCCCGGCGCCCUGCUCUCGCCUCGCCGGCCGGCGGCUGACGCGCCAGCUGCGCACGCACAGCACGCAGCCCGCCACGCCCGCAUACGAACCGCGUGACGGCGCCUCCCCCUCCUCCAGCGUGGCGGACGCCGCCGCCAGCACGUGGGACGCCGCGCAGCAGCCCACCACCUCGAGCCAGUUCGCGCCGCAGGCGCGCGCCGCAGCCGCUCCCAAGCGCGUUUGCAUCUUUGUAGAGCCCUCCCCCUUCACCUACGUGUCUGGCUACAAGAACCGCUUCACCACCAUGAUCCGGUACCUGGUGGAGGCGGGCUGCCAAGUACUGGUGGUCACCACGGGCAAGGGCUACACGCUACCGGGUGUGGACGCCUCCAGCUUCCGCGAGCAGCCCGAGACGUUCGCGGGCGCCCGCGUGGUGUCGGCGCUCAGCUUCGGCUGCCCCUGGUACCUGCAGGUGCCGCUGACGUUUGCUCUGUCUCCUCGCAUCUGGCGCGAGGUGCGCGACUUCCAGCCCGACCUCAUCCACUGCUCCUCGCCCGGCGUCAUGGUGUUCGCCGCCAAGCUGUAUGCCUGGCUGCUCAAGAAGCCCAUCGUGCUGUCCUACCACACGCACGUGCCCUCCUACCUACCCAAGUACGGCAUCAGCUACCUGGUCCCGGCCAUGUGGGGCUUCCUGCGCAUGCUGCACGCCACGGCGCACCUGACGCUGACGGUCAGCCCGGCCAUGGUGGACGAGCUGGUCACCAACAGGGCCGUCAACAGCGCCAAGCAGGUGCAGGUGUGGAAGAAGGGUGUCGACAGCGAGGUCUUCCACCCGCGCUUCCGCUCCGCAGCCAUGCGCGAGCGGCUCACAGGCGGCCAGCCGGACCGGCCCACGCUGGUGUACGUGGGGCGGCUGGGGUUUGAGAAGAACCUGUUCUUCCUGCGCGAGGUGCUGCAGCGCAACCCGGGCGUGGGGCUGGCGUUCGUGGGCGACGGCCCGGCGCGGCAGGAGCUGCAGGCGGCGUUCAAGGGCACGCCCACGCAGUUCCUGGGCAUGCUGCACGGCGAGGACCUGUCGGCCGCCUACGCCUCCUCGGACAUUUUCGUGAUGCCCAGUGAGAGCGAGACGCUGGGCUUCGUAGUACUGGAGGCCAUGGCCAGCGAGCUGCCGGUGGUGGCGGUGCGCGCGGGCGGCAUCCCCGACAUCAUCACGCCCGGGGACAGCGGCGUGACUGGCUUCCUGUACGAGCCGGGCGAUGUGGACAAGGCGGCCGAGCUCAUCCAGCAGCUGGCGGCGGAUGCGCAGCUCAGGUCGCGCGUGGGCAUCCGCGCCCGCCAGGAGGUGGCCAAGUGGGACUGGCGCGCCGCCACCAUGCACCUGCUCAACGUGCAGUACCCCAUCGCCAUGGCGGCGGCGGCGGCGCAGUACGGCGAGGCUCUGGGCCGCGUGGCGCAGGAUGCGCUGGCGGCGCAGCCGCCGCAGACCGGCGGCCUUACGCCGCGCGCGGCAUGAGGGAUGCGGGUUAGCUGGCUAUGGGCUUGGGGUUCGGGCUAACUGAGGCGUUGGAAGCUGCUGUUGCGCACUUGCGGGCUCGCGGGCGGUCAGGGGUUCCCUGGCCGCGGGAUCUGAUGCCACGGUGCGUGAUCCUGUGAGGGUGUACAUGAUAGCGGUCAUGGUUUGGGGCGUGGGGCUUGGCAUGCGAGGGGGCCGUGGGAGCUCGCAUGGGUUCGCUGUGGUGGCAAUGCGGUUGCCCGGUGGUCCUGGUAUUGUUGCUGCGCGUGAGGAACUAAACAUCGCAACAGGGGGUUGUAAGCGGGUGUAGGCGUUGGCGUGCGGGUCCGUUGCCGAGGCUGUCCACUUGAUGGAACACGACGACACCGCAGAAGGACUAGGUCUGGGCAGGACGUAAACAUAUGUUGCGGGGUUGGCCGUCGUGGUUGGCCAUUGUCGCGUCCGUGAGUCAUGUGUGACUGUGAGCGUCAACGGGUGACUACAUUGAUGGACUUGCGGUUGACAAGUUUAGGUUCAUGCACUGUCGUUCUCUCAUGUGUGCCACGUCCGAGAAGAAGAACCAUGAGGGUAUCACAUGCAACUCUUUGCACAACAACACAUACAUAUGACGAAAUGGGGACCCGGGAGAAGAGUGCGGGGAUAAUGCCCGCUGGUAUUUCAUUCACUCGCGGUGGCAGCAUGGAGUUUGGUGGGCAAUCACACGGCUCUGGAGAGAUUACGGGCACCGGUCUCUGGCGCAUGCAGGACGUUGAGCCCAAGUACUCCUGGGCACGUCCACUGAUUUUACAUCGUGUCGUCAAAUUUACCGUUUGUGCGUCGCUCAGGCACUUCUACUUGUUGCGGAUGGCGUCUUGCACGCUUCAUCGCACGGGCGUUCCGCAUGCGCGUUCUGGCGUUGGCGCGGUGGGGCAGCUUCGAGCCUGUUGCUGUACGUGGUUGCCAGGGACGAUGUCGAGGGAUGCUGCAAACGGCCACGGUUCUGCUAUCAUGACGCGGGGCAUGGGCUUUCUGCAAGUGCGUUCGAGGGCGUGCAGUAUGAGCUCCCCUUACGGUACAGUCACCCUGCCCUGUACAACCCCAGAACGUAUUGCGCGCCAAAGCACCAGAGAGAUCAGCUGUGGCGGGCCUGCCGCAUGCCAGCUGGCGCAAAGGGCCUGGCCAACUUUCGCGCCACUGCAACAUAACUGUUGAUCCUCCGUGCCCUUGCAGUUCUUUUUUCGGGGCCAAAGUGCCGAACCGUUCAUGCCUGAGCACGCUGAGGGACGGGCAACUCUUUAGCUGCGCCUGGUACGCCCCGUACACGUAGUUUUACGGCAUGAGGCUGCAUUUUGAGACCUUGCACACGGUCUUAUAGAUGGAUCGUGUUCGCGCAGGGAGUCGAGGGGGAGGGGGCGAGCGGGAGGGGCAGGGCGGGCCAGGGGCCAGGGCUCACGAGGGUCGAGGGGGAGGCUUUGGCCCGGGUCUGUAUCAGCCGUCCACUUAGAUACUGUCAAGUUUGAAUGCAAGGCCACAGGGCAAUGCCUUUCGAACUGGCUGACGACGGGACGUGGAAAUGCAGCGAACGAGUUUCACUCAGAGUUUCACUGGAUGCCAGCUGAUCUCCUGAGCUCGUGGCCCGAAGACCCCGUUAAUGCUCGCUAAGCACACUUGUCAUGUUGACCUUACAAAUGCGCUCAUCAAACCCCGCGCCUUCGGGUCCUUCUGCUCAGAGAUUUGUUUGUUGAUUGCCGCGCCGCAGCAAGCCCAGCUGGUCCGCUGUGCGCUUAUGUAAGCAGCACGAAAG